Messenger RNA from Anarrhichthys ocellatus (wolf-eel), 1763 nucleotides. RefSeq names its product synaptosome associated protein 29 (gene snap29). NCBI's taxonomy places the organism in Eukaryota, Metazoa, Chordata, Actinopteri, Perciformes, Anarhichadidae. Gene Ontology annotation, molecular function: syntaxin binding; SNAP receptor activity. Bases 87 to 869 code for a protein of 260 amino acids. The transcript has 6 exons. Gene Ontology annotation, biological process: exocytosis; synaptic vesicle fusion to presynaptic active zone membrane; synaptic vesicle priming. Gene Ontology annotation, cellular component: SNARE complex; plasma membrane. The record is from RefSeq and is a predicted model, not a curated record.
ACGUCACCGAACGUGACAGGAAGUGCUCAGCUGCUCACAAUCAGUUGAUAGAGCAACAACAUCGUCUACAGAUCCAACGGUCAAAGAUGGCCUACCCUAAAUCCCACAACCCGUUUGCGGACGACGAUGAGGAUGAUUUCAAGCCCAAAAGAAGGGAGUUCGAUGACGACGACGACGACGACAGUGGGCUCAGCGAACCGGAGAGGAGACAGCGGUACCUCCAGCAGCAAGUGAUGCACACGGCUAAGUCUGCUGUGGACAGCAGUCACCGUUCCCUCGGACUCAUCUAUGAAUCUGAGAAGAUUGGUGUGGAUACUGCAGAGGAGCUGGUUAGACAGGGUGAGGUUCUGAAGAGGGCCGACAAGGUGAUGGACAACAUGGAUCAGGACCUGAAGACCAGCCAGAAGCACAUCAACGGCAUCAAGAGCAUGUGGGGCGGCCUCGUCAACUACUUCAAGGGCCAGCCAGAGACAAAGCCACCACCUGAGGAGCCAAAGGCCUACCAGGCCAACGACAGAUUGCAGACUGCCUUGUCCGGCAGCAGAGGACACGAAGAUGAGUACCAAGCCAGCCACCCCAAUCUAAGAAAGCUGGAGACGGGAGGAUUCGGAGCGUCCACUUCAAGAGAUGACAACUCAGCCGGCAAGAAUGGAUACCCUCAGAACAGACACCUCAGGGAGGCUCACCAGACCCUCGACAAUAAUUUAGAUGAGAUGUGCGGCGGCUUGAGCAGACUGAAGAACCUCAGCCUCGGUCUGCAGUCCGAGAUCGAAGACCAGGACGACUCCAUUGAUUCUCUGAUGAACAAAGUGGACAAGAUGGAUGUUAAGAUCCACAACACGAACCAACAGAUUCAAAACCUCAAAUAAAACAAACGUUUGGACUCACGUUGACAGAAAAUGGCAAAAGGUUGUCCUCUCAUCCUGGCUCUCCAUCCUAUAUUCUGUUGAAUAAGCAGUGUGUUCUUUUCCUGCUGCUUUUAGACAUUUCUAUCCCAUUUUUAUUUUCCUCUUGGGGAUUUACUCAUUCAUUUCCAUGUCACAUCUGUCCAUAACGUCCUCCUUUUACUCAGUUGUAUGCUGACAUGUUGAUUUGACGAAUCCUUCCACCUCAAAGUAACUGAUUUGUUGACUUGUGUGAUUCUAUUCAAUGUGCUGUUUUUGCCAGGUAAAAAAUAGUUUGUAUUCUCCGUCAAGCUCCACUGAGUUGUUGGUUUCGGCGAUUUGAUCAAUUUAUCUCGAUCACCAAAGACGUACAAUUGACAAAUGAAGUAGAGCUUUUUUGGAAAAAAAAAUAUGGAAUGUUGUUGGUGUGUAUGGUUCAUUAUGCCAGUGCUAACUUCCUGGACAGCCUCCACAUACCUACUAAAAACACUUUGCACGUCACUUUUUGCCUUACACAUCAUUUGUAUGUCCAGUAGACCAGCCUUUGUCUUCAUCUCACCACGAGAUGCUUCACUUUGUUUUAUUCAUUGAAAUUGUAUGUAGUCCAUUCAUGUUCCUCCGCCCUAGCUUUAUACAAAUUGUUUUACAGUGAUGAACAUUGUAUUGAAUUCUGCAGAAUGUGAACAAGCUAGAUGUGAAUGUAAAUACUUCCCCCCCAUUAUUAAUAUAGCUUCUCUGGGAAACAUUUAUGAGUAGAUGAACCACUUUAAAGUUGUUUUCUAGAAAUGAAAACACAAAAUUUGAGAACAAAUGAGGAACCAUGGUCACAUGUAGUCUAACGGAAGCCACAUACCCAAUAAAAAAACGUUUAGAAGGGGA